This is a messenger RNA of Bombus pyrosoma, 701 nucleotides long. Its product is annotated as synaptobrevin homolog 1-like. The transcript has 5 exons. Gene Ontology annotation, biological process: vesicle-mediated transport; Golgi ribbon formation. Bases 141 to 569 code for a protein of 142 amino acids. NCBI's taxonomy places the organism in Eukaryota, Metazoa, Arthropoda, Insecta, Hymenoptera, Apidae. Gene Ontology annotation, cellular component: membrane. The record is from RefSeq and is a predicted model, not a curated record.
GAACGGCGGACUGCGUUGUAUCUUAGCAAUAUGGCUACGUGUCGAGUAUACUUGUAGCGCGUUGGGGGCACGAUCGUACUAAGUACUACCCGCGGGUUUAACGAUCGUUUAAUAAGACGGCAUCGAUCGACUUACUGAUCAUGAACAUGUCAACGACUAGCAAAUGGGAUUUGUCCCGGGAGGACAUCAAAAGUGCAGCAAAGGAUGAAAAGGAGUUGCUAUUGGAGCACGACAGCGAUCCGGAUGAAAAUAUGCUGUUCAAUCAACCAAGUACGUCCGCAGAAACUAAAGUGGAUGGGAAGAUGGAUAAUGUUAGGCUGCAAAUUCAGGAAGUCACGGAGGUGAUGCGGAAAAAUGUCCAGAAGGUAAUGGAGCGUGGAGAGAGGCUGGAGGAUCUACAAGAAGUUAGCGAUCGACUGAGUAUGGUUGGAAACGAAUUUAGAGCGGCAGCGAAGAAAGCUCAACAGAGGGCGUGGUUGCAGAACUUUAAAACAAGAAUCGUUCUCGUCACUAUUACGGUGACCGUCGUCGUCUGUAUCAUCGUAUCCAUCGUCGUGAAAUAUUCGUAACCGAGGCACCUUCCGGAUUGAAACACACUUUGCGAGCGUACGUUUAUAUUUGUACCUGUCUUUCAUGGAUUAUCUACGUGUAUUAUUAUCAUAAGUUUAUAUAAAUACAUAUAUUGUUGUUUUUAAUCGAUU